Messenger RNA from Dimorphilus gyrociliatus, 2033 nucleotides. The record is from the annotation of a GenBank genome assembly. Lineage: Eukaryota; Metazoa; Annelida; Polychaeta; Dinophilidae.
AGACAUAUUAGAUUGUUAGGUGAGGAACGGUAGAGCACUGACAAUAAUAUUUAAAUCUAUAUAUAUAUAUAUAUGUAUGUAUACACAUAAAAGGAUCAUGGAUAAUUUUAGAUAAUAAACCUCUAAUAAGUUUCGUAACUAGAGAAAACCGUUAUCUCUAAUGAUACAAUAAGGACAUGCCUGUCGGUAAGAAUUAUUAUACACAUAUAUACGAUAUAUGUUUAUUUUAAAUAUAUAUAGAUGCAAAAAAAAAGAGAAUCUUUAAAUAUAGUAAAAAAGAAACAAUUUUGGGAAAUAUAUGAAAAUAUUAAUGAUACUAAUUAUCUUUCUUUUAUUUAUUUAAUUAGAAUUGCCCGAAGUAAUUCUGAUUUCAUUAUUUCUGCCCAAUGUCACGACGCUGAUUGUUAUUGCUUUCUUUUAUGUAUUAAGAAGUAGAAAGCUAUGCAGUUGUAAAAAACAACCAGAUAAAAAUUAUUCUAGUAAGUACAACGCUAUCAAUUUAUAAAAUAUUUUAUAAAUUGAUUCAUUAUUAUCGUAUAAAUACGAAAAUAACAUCAUAUUUAUGUUAUAUUCGGACAAACUAAAGUUAAAUAUUGAAUUAUUAAACAAAUAUUGAAUUAAAAAUCAGUUUAAAAAUUUAUAGAGUUAGAAUAAAACUAAAAAUCUUCCCCAUUUUUCAAUAUGUUGAAAAGAAUUCACCUUGAAAUAAAUAGUUAAUAGUGAAGUGACAUGCACCUGUAGUCCUAUUUUAAUACUAUUAAAUGUUAUUAUUAUGAAAUUGCUUACUGCAGGUGAUAGUAAAGGGAGCUAUAUUGAAACAAAGCUGUCGGAUAUACCGCAAUCUUACUCGAGAAGCAAUUCCGAGAGAACAUCAAACAGAAGUGAGACAAAAUUAUUAACAAAGAAAAAAAAAGAGACGGUGCAUGUUAUUCAAGAUUCUGUUACCAAAUUUUGUGAUUCUCGUUCAUUAACACAAGCAACAGCCGAAGAAUUAAGAAUUUUUGGGUUUCAAAGUGAAGAAGAGUUAGAUGCUCUUGACCAUAAAACUGUUGAUCAGCUAGAUAUAACUCCAGCUCAAAAAUGCUUAUUAAGAAAGACUAUUACUAUCAAGCAUAGUGAAGACUUUAAUCAUUCUUCCCACAAACAAGGAAGCCACAACGGAUAUAAAGGAAGGGAUAAUUCCGUUAAUAGCAACAGUACUGCAGGUCAAAGCUUUGAGAGGUCUCAUAGUGGAGAUGAAAAAGAUUCAUCGUACCCUUUGCUUCAUCAGUAUAAGCAUGGAAAAAGCCAAAGGCCUAGAGAAUAUACUGGCUAUUUAUCCGAUCCAGGGCUAUAUAAACUUGCCGAGUCAAUUGGAGAAAGUUGGAGAAAAUUGGCAAGCAAAUUGAAUAUUUCUCCUAGUGAAGAGAUAGACGUUCGUCGAAGUGAUAGUCUAGCCGAUGGAGUUGCCCGUAUGUUGAUGAGGUGGAGAGAUGAUCAGCAAGGUAAUGACGAUACGAUAAGAAGGAAUUUAUGCCAAGCAUUAGAUUUUAGUGGUAGAAAAGAUUUAGCAGAAAUGAUUGAUAUUCGUAUGAAUAAAAUCAGAGAAGGAAAAGUAUUUUCUAAAGUAUAAACUGUAAAUAAAAUUAAAGAAAGAAAAAUAAACCAAAAAGGUAAAACUGUUGAAAACAGAUUCAAAGUAUCAUUAAUAUAAGUAUUUACUUUCGAAUAUUCGUAUUACAAAAAAGCCAACAUCAACAAUUACAGCAACCUCUGUACUCAUUGUUUUGUUAAAUAGAAACACUAUUCCGAAAGAGACGGAAAUUGUUGCGUCAUAUUUUGUUAUUAUUUUCAAAAUUAAAUAUUUCUUAAAAGGUAUUUUAUAUUUGUCAAUUUUAUUAAAUGACCUAUAUUCUGAUAUUUCUUUUAGUAUUUAUUUGUAAAGGUUAUUUGGUUGAGUCCAACUACAUUGUAAAUUUAAAUUUGUUGAAGUUUAAUGAAGGGCAAACGUCUUAUUUGAAUGAAAACAAUACAUUCAAUCCCAGUUGGAAUUU